AUGGAGACAGAACCGAACCUCCUGAACGGGUCCAGCCCAGCCUCUUGGCUUCUCCUAAAAGCCCGGGUGGCGGCGGCGGUGGCUGUGAUAAGGAGCAGACGCCCUGGCCUGAGCGGCCGACAGCACGCAGAGGCUCUGGGCCGCAGACUGAGGAGGCGGGAGGAAGCGUGGAAGGAACGAGCCCAGGCGCUGCAGCAGGAGGUGCUGAGGCUGCGUCAGGAGCUGCUGGUCUCCAGGGCGACGCUGAACACCAGGAGCCAUGUGGAGGCUGCAGGUGACGCCAUCUUGGACGCCGUGUCACAGGACCUUAUUGCUCCAGCUUCUGACUCGCUGACUCCUGAGCUGAUGCUGCAGGAUGCCCCUCCCCCUCCACCCAAACCCAGGGGUCCUCAGACGGACGCGCUGCGUCCUCACAUGCACUUCCUGCUGUCUCUGCUGUCUCUGCAUCGCCUGGACGCCAGCAGCAGCGGUGUGGAGGCUCUGUGUUGGCCUGCUGAGGGGGGCGGGGCCUCUGCGGUGGCAGAAACUCUCUGCGUCCUCCUGGAUUCCGUGGUAACCGUCUUCAAGGAGCCCCCGGCUCUGGGGCUGGCCGACCCGGCGCCGCAGGCCUGCCAGGUGGCAUCCAGAGCCUUGGACCUCCUCUGCUCGCUGAGGCGGCCAUCUGUGGACUUCAUGAGACGUGUGGAAGAGGCGAUGAGGGAGCUGACUCAGAUGCUGCUUCACAGCAAACAUCCCAGCAGGGUGAGUAAUGUUUGCACGCAUCAGAUGCCUCCUAACGACCGUCGCUGUGGAGGACCAGAGCACAGCAGAUGGUCCUGA
Cyprinodon variegatus (sheepshead minnow) is the source of this 819-nucleotide messenger RNA. RefSeq names its product meiotic double-stranded break formation protein 4 (gene mei4). The transcript is spliced from 3 exons. The record is from RefSeq and is a predicted model, not a curated record. NCBI's taxonomy places the organism in Eukaryota, Metazoa, Chordata, Actinopteri, Cyprinodontiformes, Cyprinodontidae. Gene Ontology annotation, biological process: spermatogenesis; homologous chromosome pairing at meiosis; DNA recombination. Gene Ontology annotation, cellular component: lateral element. Bases 1 to 819 code for a protein of 272 amino acids.